Messenger RNA from Saccharomyces eubayanus, 450 nucleotides. RefSeq names its product Sdd2p (gene SDD2). Gene Ontology annotation, cellular component: cytosol; nucleus. The transcript has a single exon. Gene Ontology annotation, molecular function: DNA binding. Lineage: Eukaryota; Fungi; Ascomycota; Saccharomycetes; Saccharomycetales; Saccharomycetaceae. The coding region runs from base 1 to 450 and encodes 149 amino acids. The record is from RefSeq and is a predicted model, not a curated record.
AUGGAUCCGGAGUUGCAAGCCAUUAGAGAGGCCAGGCUGGCCCAAUUAAAAAGCAAUGGUGGCGGCGCCAAUGGCGGCGCCAAUGGCGACAGAAAUGGCGGUGCUAGUAACAACGGAGGUGACAAUUCUGCUCCUGUAGGUGCAGCUAUUGCUAGCUUCUUAGAGCCUCAAGCUUUGGAGAGGUUGUCCCGCGUGGCGUUGGUUCGUAGAGAUAGGGCCCAGGCGGUGGAGGCAUAUCUAAAGAAAUUGAUUGGCACGAACAAUGUCACCCAUAAAAUCACAGAGAAUGAAAUUGUCUCAAUAUUGAAUGGUAUCGCCAAGCAACAAAACUCGCAAAGUAACAAUAAGAUUAUUUUUGAACGGAAGAAUUUCAACGAGGACCUAAAUUCGUUCGACAAGCCCAAUGCCAAGAAUGACUGCGAUGAAGAUGAUGACGAUUUCUUUGAUUAG